AUGGUCCUCUUCGACGACCCCCCCACCGCCCUCCUCCGCGAAACCACCUCCCAAUUCCACAUCCACCCAGACCGGGACUCCCUCUCGCGGAUCUCCGACUCCCUCUCCGCCCUCUCCACCGCCCGCACCUCGCGCCUCACCCACCAACGCUCCACCCUCAAAACCCUCUCGCGCCAACUCAACGCCCUCCACGAAGGCCGGCGAUGGGAGGACGACCACCACGACGCCGGCGGGCACGCGGAGCGGAUGCUGAAGAUGGACACGGAGAAGUUUCGCAUCGCGAAGGGGGUGAGUGAUGUGGAGAUUGAGGGGGAGAGGUUGGAGGGGGAGCGGGCGGGGUUGAGGGCGCAGUUGAGGGGGUUGGAGGAGCAGGGGGUUGAGGGGGGAGGGAAACGGGUGGGGGAGGGGGAGGAUGAGGUUGUUUUGAAGCUGCAUAUAUACCGCUCGUUGGGGAUUUCGGCGACGCAAGAUCCGAAAACGGGAGAGUUUAGUAGGGCGGUGGUGAGACGGGUAGGAUCGCCGGAGAGCGGGAGUCAUGGCGACGUUAAUAUCAUUAAUAUUGAUGGCAAGGUCGACAGGAGCUUCUACGCGAGGGAGUUGUGGGAUGCGCUCUAA
Messenger RNA from Saxophila tyrrhenica, 615 nucleotides. RefSeq names its product putative kinetochore protein spc24 (gene spc24). The record is from RefSeq and is a predicted model, not a curated record. The transcript has 2 exons. Gene Ontology annotation, biological process: chromosome segregation. Gene Ontology annotation, molecular function: microtubule binding. Lineage: Eukaryota; Fungi; Ascomycota; Dothideomycetes; Mycosphaerellales; Extremaceae. Gene Ontology annotation, cellular component: Ndc80 complex. The coding region runs from base 1 to 615 and encodes 204 amino acids.